CAACCGUUCAAUUUACGACAGUUCUGACGCGUUACGGAUUAACAUGGCGGCGGCUAGCGUGUGUUAAGAAACAUGUCACUGCUAUCGCUAUUGUAGAAAAAAUUGGUUACAGACAGCCGGAGACAUUUAACAUCAGUUCAUUUUGUAAAAUAUUGUAAUAGCCUGCCGUUAGAAUGGCGUAUAAAAGUGCCACGGCACUCCAAGAGAAGGUCAACCGGUUGAUGAGUCGAACGGCUGGCAAGCCUGUUCUGAAGCCAAACAAGCCUCUCGUCCUCAAGGGCGAAGUAGCUAAUCGCAAAAUGCGAAGAGGGGAGGCCACUUGCAUCACAGAGAUGUCCUUGUUGAUGGCCUGUUGGAAGAAGAGUGAAUUCAAUAAUACAGUGUGUUCCAGUGAAAUCACCGUCUUUUAUAAGUGUGUGGAGAAAGCCCAGGUCGAGGCAAAGUCCAAAACAGCUCAACAGUCCAGCCAAGGAGGACGGCUCGUUCCAAAGCAGGCCAAUACCCUGCUGAAGCGAUUCCCCAGUAUCAAGAACGAAUACUAGACUCUUUCAUCUAAGUCAAAUAAAAUGGGGCGUCUCCUGGACUCAAAGGUCAAGGUUCUCUUGGCACAGUGAAUUGCAAAGUUGUUGUAACAGGACUGGGCUUGGCCCUUCACUGAAAGACUGGACGAUGCGGUUCAGAGAUACACCACGUCGUGUGGAGAUUAAUUGCGAAGAAGAAAAAGAAAGACAAGGGUGGCCAAAUGUCAUUUGUCACAACAUCAGCAGCCAGUGGAGGCCAGGGCUAAUCAGGUGCAUUUCCCAGCCUUUGAUGCACUCUGGGUGAUUACUGUAUUGAGUAGACUGCGAUAGAUCAUCACAUUAAACAGUUCAAAUAAA
Clupea harengus (Atlantic herring) is the source of this 878-nucleotide messenger RNA. RefSeq names its product coiled-coil-helix-coiled-coil-helix domain containing 1 (gene chchd1). Gene Ontology annotation, cellular component: mitochondrial ribosome; nucleoplasm; mitochondrion. NCBI's taxonomy places the organism in Eukaryota, Metazoa, Chordata, Actinopteri, Clupeiformes, Clupeidae. The record is from RefSeq and is a predicted model, not a curated record. Gene Ontology annotation, biological process: mitochondrial translation. Gene Ontology annotation, molecular function: RNA binding.